Messenger RNA from Cicer arietinum (chickpea), 1254 nucleotides. The record is from RefSeq and is a predicted model, not a curated record. NCBI's taxonomy places the organism in Eukaryota, Viridiplantae, Streptophyta, Magnoliopsida, Fabales, Fabaceae.
AUGGCACGAACCAAACAGUCAGCACGCAAAAAUGCUUCUCCCUUCACACCAUACUCUUUAUCCCCUUCGUCUGACUCUGUGGAACGCUCACCCUCUCCACCACCUCGACCAACACCACCACACACCCCCUCUGAUUCACCAUCUUCUAACAACAACCAAGAAAUCCUCAACCCCAAUCCUUUAUAUACUCUUCUUCCACCACUAUACACUCGUCCCACACCAAACCUUGCUCAAGUGCCUCCACAUUUGCGCAGCCAAACUACUCCUCCACAACGCUCAAUGAGGGUUCAAUCUGGAAUUGGAACUUCAAAACCCUUGAACCCAAAACCAUAUUACUUCAUCAUCUCAGAUUCUGAGACUGAUGAUUCCUCUGAUUCUUGUCCUCCAUCAUCAGAAAAGGCACCCACAAAAACCAAGCCAUCAGCAACAACACCAACACACACCCAACCAUCAACAUCAGCAAGAACACCAACAAACAUCGAACCUACCACACCAUCCAAAUCAACUUUCUCCUCUGAACCCUCACAAUCAACUCCCUCAAACCAAAAACGAAGAUUGAUAAAUGAAAUUGUCUCCCCUUUUACUAAACAAAAUGAACCACCCCCUCAAUCCAAACCACAAACAAAACCCAUGAAAACAAAAUCUGCCAUGACAAUUGCGCAAUACCUUGAUCGCAAAAUAAUCCCAAAUCCUCAAAGGAGAAAAACCCACGCUCCAAAACAAAACCUAAAACACUAUCAACCCACCUCUCCAGAACAUUCUCCACAAUGUUCCCCACCACAACCUCAAGAACAGGAACGUUCACCUGUUCAAACUCCUUUGUCUCCUCCAACACAAGAACGUUCUCCAAAUCAAGAACUUUCUCCUGCUCACACAGUCCCUCCUCCAGAAUCCCCUCCACACCCACAACCUUCACCAUCAACACACGCCAAACGUUCUCCCACUCCAAAACCUUCCUCUACCUCCACUUCUUCUGAAUCUGAACCAUCUCCUCCCUCUAAAAAAUCCAAACAAAAUACUUUGGCUCUAAUUUCCCCCAACAAAUCCAAACUCUUCGAAAACAAAUGGGCUCAACGCCUAGUUGGGAUUGGACGAGUCUUUGUCUUUGACAGCCUCAUCAUUGAAGGCAAUGCUGUCCAGCAUCACACAGACGCUCUUGGAUGGACCUCAUUCCUGCAAACAUCUGAAUGCUACUACCCAGAUGUUGUUCGAGCAUUUUAUUGCAAUGCAAAGACGUUUGCUGACAAAUUGUAA